AAGCCCAUACCUCGUUAUGUCAAACCGAUGUUGACAUCUAAAUGUCAUUGUCAAAAUUUUUGAAGUUUCGACUACGACAAUUGACAAAUAAUAAUAAAGUAAUUUUCAUUUGAUUGUACUCUUUUUCUGAGGAAUAAUUUUUAUUAAUUGUAACCAUGGGCGGUCACGGCCAUGAACCUCCGUACAAAAUUCCGCCAUAUACACAAUUCCAGAUCAAUGGUAUCCCUCAGUUGGAAGAGCUUGAGAGAGCACUCGCAAAGAAGGGGCUUCGUGACCCAUGGAUUAGGAAUGAAGCAUGGAGGUACCACCCUGGAUUUGGUACAAGGUUGCAACGCGCCAAGAAUGUGUUUUUCCGUGGCUUUAGCAUUGGACUAGCGCUCACCGUGGUGGCGGUCGGCGCUGAGAAGCUCCUGGGUGGCGGUGGGGACCACGGGGACCACGGCCAUGAGGGUGGGCACUGAUUUAUGUCUAGGAUAGGAUAUCUUUAGUUCAUCAUAAUUUAUACACUUGCAUUAUGGCUUCUGUAUUUACAUAAAAUACUUGAUCCAAACUGUAUAUUUGAUUCAAUUACAUAAUUAUAUAGA
Messenger RNA from Galleria mellonella (greater wax moth), 584 nucleotides. It is a transcript of the gene ND-B12, whose product is annotated as NADH dehydrogenase [ubiquinone] 1 beta subcomplex subunit 3. Gene Ontology annotation, cellular component: mitochondrion. Bases 156 to 461 code for a protein of 101 amino acids. The transcript is spliced from 3 exons. The record is from RefSeq and is a predicted model, not a curated record. Lineage: Eukaryota; Metazoa; Arthropoda; Insecta; Lepidoptera; Pyralidae. Gene Ontology annotation, biological process: mitochondrial respiratory chain complex I assembly; electron transport chain.